UGACCAUAACUAGCAGACGAUUUAUUUUUUCACAUGUUUUUGUGCACGUCUUCUGCACAUUUGUGCAUAUUCACAUUGUGAGCUGCCUCAUGGGUGCAACUGCACAUAGAUUGAUUAUUGAACACAGGCGUAAUGGAUGUGUCUUACAGUGUGGCAGUUUUAGUUUAUGGAUUCAAGUUUAAACGAAAGCAGGUGUUGUACUAUACCAACGUGUCUUCUUUUCACUGCAUGAACUGACUCUUAAUUUAUUGCCAUGUGCAGAUCAAAAAAGUACAGCAGCCUACAUGUAGGCCUAGCAGUGUAGGCCUAGCAGUGUAACCCUGUACUAAUUUUUGUGGAAUACCUAAGAAUACUUUCUACAUAUAUGCAACUGUCGUCAACUAUCUCUAGGCUGACGUACCGGAUGUAUAUAUAGAGUGUAGUUCCAGACACAUGUUCAAGACUAUGCAUCUUCAUAGUGUUGUUGUAUAGUUCAAGAUAAAACUGACCUUGGAUAGUUCAUAAAUUGUUAGUAAAAAAUUUUGCAUAAUGUUUAGGAGCCCCAUUGUUUGAAUGUUUUAAAAAAUAUACAGUCUUCUGACUUGUCUAAAGCAGAUUGUGAUUGCUAUAGCAUGCAUAUAUGUGUGUAGUAUCGUCUGGCAGAGAGAAACCCUGUGGAGACAAUCACAGCUCUCUUCGGAGGCCCUUAAUAGCAUAGACCCAUUUUACAGUAUUCUUUAAUUCUGUGUUUUCAGGUAAGAAAUCCUGUUGACAUGUAAGUAAACAACUGGUUGGUGCAGCGUGACUGGAUAGAUAUAGAUUGUCGGGUGGCCCAGUAUCUAAUCAUUAUGGAGUUUCGCCAAUAAUAGACAUCAUACCAUUACAUGCAUACUUUAUGCAUUAUGAAUUAUUUGGAUUACUUCCAUUCUUCUACAGCGAAGUUACAUAUGAGAUGUACAAAACUUGGACUCUACACAAAACAAAUCAUAACUACUCUAACAACUGAUAGGACAACUCUCAUAAGUUUAAAACAGUCACAGUCUUUUAAAAACAUCCUCUUUUCAGUCCUAAUUCAUUAGUGUUAAGAGAUGAGACUUUCAACAGCAUUUAAACUCAAGUUUAGAAACCUAUACUUUGGAGAACCUGUAACAUUUUAUUUUGUUUUGUUUUAUUUAUAUGUAAAUAUGUUUACUUGAGGUUUAUAGAAUGUGUCAGCGUAAGUGGUUUAGUAUAAUCAUGUAAGGAUGCAUAGUAUAAAGUGGGAGACAAAUUAAUUUGUUUAAUUUCACCUUAUUUGAAUACAUAUUAAUGUAUUAAGGGAAAGAAUAUAUAUAUACAACUGUACAACUGUAUAGUACAGAUCCGUAAAAGUGAAAUUGUAAAUAGAAAAAAAAGUAACACCAAAACUUUCACAUUUUCAGUCACAUGUUUUUUUUAAGAGUCAUUUGCACGACCUAGAAAAGAUCCCAUGUGCACAACUUAAAAAAAGCCUUGAUAGCACAAGGCAAUUGACCAAUAGAAAUGCACCAUUAUGUUGUGCGCACUAGUUAACAAAGAUCUCAUGCACACAACUUAACAAAGAUCUUGUUCGCCAACAUAAUUGUGCAUUUCUAUUGGUCACUUAUCUCUUGAGCUUGACUCAUUCAGACACUUUGAAAGUUUUUUGUGUGUUUUUUCGUUGUAAUUUUCUUCCUAUUAAAUAUUUUGUAUAACCUUGUCAUUAAUACGGCUCUGUUGUAUAGUUACAGCUGUGUGUAGUAACUUUUUAUUGGACAUUAUGUUGCUGCUAUAGCAUUAUAGGAAAAGUCCUAAUAAGUCACAUUUCCUUUCUUUAAUCCACCCCCCAGCCAACCCCCCCCCCCCCCCUUUUUUUUUUAUUUACGCAUUCAUCACACCCCACCAUAACCCCCAUUCACAGAGGCUUUGUUAACCAGCUCUUUGCAUAUGUAUGAAAGGCUAACUAGCCCUCCAUAUGCUGUCUGUGUGGUCUCUUGUUAUUGGUAUGGUAGCUUUAUGGGUUACAGUCUGCAAGGCCGCCAUACCUUUUUGUAAUCAAUAAUUAAACUGCACCAUCUGCUGGCUUUAUUGAACUCUUGUAUAAACAGGUCUAACAGCUUCUCCUAGGCAGUACCUAGGUAGAUUCAAUCAAUACUUUAAGGUGCCAGGCACAUGCAGCUGGGUCUGACACACACAUGGGUGUUUCUGACAAUCCAUCAUAUUUUACCUUGACUGACUCAUAUGUUGUGUUCUUUAGGUUUUUAUCCCCUUCUAGAUUAUGGUAGUUCAUUAAACAGACCUGUGUUUUCCUGUACGUAGCUUUUGCUUAUUUUAAUGUAGGGUACCUAUUAGAUUGAUCAGCCUUAGACCUACAUAUAUGUGAUGGAGUGACUUGAAGGAGACACAUUGAAAGUUAUCUCACAAACUGAUCUAAGUUAAACUUGCUGUGAUGGGAGCUAUGCUGUAAUAGUGUCAUCAUGCCUGAUAAGCAUACUACAGAUGUAGUGCAAGUAGGACAGAAAAGAUGAUAUUCCACAAUACUGACAUCAGGUUGUGUUGGAUUGCCCUCCUCGUUAUCUUCAUUUGUCCACAACAGACAGAAACGCAGGGGCUUUCAGCCCUUCCAUCGAUGUGUCCUGAUGGAUCUGUGUUUUGUGGUGACCUUCACAAUUUUUUCAACUGUGUCUCCUCCAACCAGCUGUGUGACAACAUCCCGCACUGUCCCCAGGGCACAGAUGAGACUGACGCCACCUGUAGAAUUGGUGAUCCAUGUGUACCUGAACCAUGUCAAAAUGGGGGUAUUUGUUACGCAUUUGGCCCAAUCCCCAACAGAUCUGUGGCAUACUCUCUGUGUAGGUGUGUUAAUGGUUACACGGGAGACAGGUGUGAAAAAGCGACAGUCACACCUAAGCCCACUGACACCCAUAGUGGAACUUCAACACAUGCGACCACAACAGGUGAAACAUCCAGUACAAUGGUUGAAGGCACAGCUUCAAGCAUCAGCCUCUCUAGAACUAUUAUCUCCGAGCCAUCAGUUGUGACUACAUCAGACAUCCAUCCCUCAAGUACAUAUUCUGGUCCCGAGACAGUCCUGGCUACCAUGAGCCACAGCACUUACACUGAGUCAGGCUCUCUGUCAAGGACAUUUAUCACAGAGUCAUCAAUUGCAUUGCAGCCAACAAGAGCUUCAUCAACAUCUUUUAUGUCAACACCUUCCAGCUAUAGUGAUUCAAGAUUUCUCUCAAGAACAUCCAUUUUUGAGCCAUCCUUGUCAGACAUCGUUAGUCCAUCAGACACCUUGACACCAUCACUGUCUGUGACUGAGACUUUGUCUUCAGCAGAUUUGUCAAGAACUGUUGUAACGGAGCCUUCAUUACAACCGUCUGGAUCAGAUAUCCUGUCUUCAAGAAUGUCCAGCAGCUUCAUGAGUGCAACUACCAACUUUGUCAUUAGCACGGAUUCAGUUUCCAGAACAGUCAUUACUGAGUCUUCCAUUCUGCCUACCAACAGUUUUGUGAACAAUACUGCUUUUGCCACAUCUACACCAGGGGAGACAACUGCCAUCACAUCUUCAGCAUUGGUAUCAAGGGAGACAAUUCCUUCCACAACAUUUGUGCCAGAGGCUACAAAGGCUUUAAGCACUGUUUCUCCAACAUCAGCAUCGUUGUCCAGAGUAACAACUCCAACCAUCCUUCCAACACACAUAGUCUCAGAGCCCACCCGGACAUUUAGUAGUUUAAUAACUCCACAUUCAGAUUUGUCACUGUCAUUUACAGUUGUUCCUUCAGAGGCAACAAGUUCCCCAACAAGUCUGCCAUCAGAAUCAAAACUUGUGACAACUGAUGAAGUUCACACAACCACACAGACACCAGAUUCCACACUGACUGGUUCAUUAUCUUUUACUACUGAUCAAAAGCUGGACCAAAGCACUCUGCCAGAUGAACCAACAAUAACAUUGACUAUCUCACAUACGCAAGUUGAACCACCAACAAUUCACAGCAGUUUGUUAUCAAGAAGUCAUGAGAUCCUGACAAAUCAAACUACUGAAGAAAUUAGUGGCACAACAAUCAAACAGACAGAAACACAAAUAUCUUCUCUGCUCAGUGCAAUAACUUCAUUAACAUCUCUUGGUAUUGUUGAACCCACUCAGAGUAGCUCAGAGAUUUCAGUUGUACCGUCUACUACCAGCUCAUUGGAAACAGUUCCGGUCUCUCUUAACUCUUUUUCACUUGAACCCAGUGUCUCUAUUGUGUCUGUAAUAGUCGUGUCACCUGAGUUUUCUCCAGGUGGAGAAGAUCUUGUUACUACCUCUGGGAUUAAUCCAACAUCUAGCACCCAAGAAACCAUUAUUACAACAGUAGUUCCCCCUGUUGUCACCCCAUUACCACCAGUUGAUCUGUCCUUGUGCAAGCCCAGUCCGUGUGUAAAUGGAGCAUGCUUUCCUCUCAGAGGAGGCAGGUUCCACUGCUCAUGUCUACCAGGGUACAGUGGAGACCGUUGCCAGAGCAUCCAGAACAUAUGUCUCACAGAACCAUGCCUUAAUAAGGGAUCAUGUGUGAUACAGGCGCAGGGCAGUUUUUGUAUUUGCCAACAGGGAUACACAGGCCGCCAAUGUGAGCAGGACAUUGAUGAAUGCCAGUCCUCCCCAUGUCUGAACAAUGGCACAUGCCAGGAUCAUGUGGCAUCCUUCAGCUGCUUAUGUCCCAAGGGAUUUACAGGUUCCAGGUGUCAAUUGAAUGUAGAUGACUGUCAGAGAUCACUAUGCAUGUUUGGUGGACACUGUGAAGAUGGUGAUGACAGUUUUACCUGUGUUUGUCCAGACAAUAGGGCAGGCCAGUUCUGUGAAAGAGAACAACUCUGUCUGCAAGGUGAUCCCUGUGAACAUAAUGGUGUGUGUCUGCCAAAUCCAACUCCAGGGGGCACUCCAACAUGUUUCUGCCUUCCAGGGUUUACGGGCUUAAGAUGUGAAACUAACAUCAAUGAGUGUUUGUCAGGACCAUGUCUUAAUGGAGGAACAUGUUUAGACAGAGUAGCAGGUUUCACCUGUGAGUGUGCCCCAGGGUAUGGAGGUGAGACGUGUUCAGAAACGAGGGACCCCUGUCUCACCCAAGCUUGCCAGAAUGGAGCCUACUGCUGCAGUAAGGGAAAAGUGUCCUGUGCCCCAAACCUGAAGGCAGGGUACUAUGAGUGCUACUGUGUCAAUGGUUUUACAGGUAAUCACUGUGAGGUUCGCCCCAGCCCAUGUUACACUCAUCCCUGUGAGAACGAUGGGAUAUGUCAGGAGACUGGCACAUCAUAUCGAUGUACCUGUCCCCUGGUGUUCGCAGGUGUGAAUUGUCAGUUGGCCAUACCAUGUGCCAGUCAGCCUUGCCUUCAUGGAGGAACGUGCUCAGCUGAGGGGUUUACUGGUAACUACACAUGUCUGUGUCCCCAAGGAUACGAUGGUACAUUUUGUGAGAAUCCAUCAGCAUGUGGGGAGAUCACCUGCAGGAAUGGUGGAACAUGCGUCAUAACAAAUGGUGUCCCCUCAUGUAACUGCCCUGUCAAUUUCAGCGGAAGGACGUGUGAAAUUAUCCUCCCAUGUUCUACAGCACCAUGCGGGCAGAAUGGACAGUGCAUCAACAUGAAUGGGACAUUGUAUUGGUGUGAUUGCUUUCCAGGCUUCACAGGAGUGAACUGUCAGACUCCCUUUGGGUGCUCCACUUUUCCCUGUGUCAAUGGUACGUGUAUAACUGAAGCAACAUCUUUCAAGUGUAAAUGUGAUCUUGGAUAUACAGGAAUACUGUGUGACACAAAACUUCCAUGUGCAGAUGGUCCCUGCUUGAAUGGUGGCACCUGUGAAAAUAAUGGGUCCCAAUUCAGAUGCAACUGCCCACCUUUAUACACUGGGAACAGGUGUGGCACACACCUACCUUGCUCAGGUAGGCCUUGUUUGAACAGUGGAACGUGCCUUCCUGACAGUAGCCAAGGUUAUCAGUGCGAGUGCCCUCAGAGCUACUCUGGUAGAAACUGUGAGACAUUUUUGGCCUGUUCCUCAUCACCAUGCUUUAAUAAUGGAGUUUGCGUCAAUACCGGUAGUGGUACUUAUCAUUGUGUGUGUCUCAACCCAUUCUCAGGUGUUCGAUGUGAGAUCAGAUUGAAUUGUCUCAACCAGUCCUGUCUGAAUGGUGGUCAGUGUGAACUUUCAGUGUCUGGGGAAUAUAAGUGCAUUUGUCCUACUUCAUACACAGGAGACAGAUGUGAAACAUUCCUGUCUUGCGCAAACAAUUUGUGCCUUAAUGGAGCUACUUGUAUUCCAGAUGUUGUGUCCUACACGUGCAGUUGCGCUACAGGGUACACAGGUUUUUUGUGUGGCAAUGCGUUUUCCUGCAUGGCAAACCCGUGCAGGAAUGGGGCCGUCUGCCAUGACAUCCCUGGGAAUUAUGUAUGCGAAUGUCACCAGCAGUUCACGGGACGGCUCUGUGAGACAGCCCUUCCUUGUCUAAACAAGCCAUGUGUUAACGGAGGCACGUGUGAGAAUAUCGAAUCAAGCUACAGGUGCAAAUGCCCAGGUAAUUAUACUGGUGUUAACUGUGAAACUGUUGAUCUAUGCAGAAGUUCACCUUGUCUGAAUGGUGGCCAGUGCAGCAGCUUCCAAAAUGAGUUCAGCUGUCGCUGUGUGGGUCUCUUCACAGGUGUGAGGUGUGACGAGUUUGAUGCUUGUCUAAGCAACCCAUGUUUUAAUGGAGCAACAUGCUUUAAAAAUGGAACAGGGUUUACCUGUCAGUGUCUACCCAGCUAUACAGGUCCUCAGUGUGGAACCCUUCUCUUUUGUCUUGCCAAUCCCUGUUUUAAUGGAGGAAGCUGUACGGAGACCAAUGCUGGCUUCUCUUGCUCAUGCCCAGACAACCACACAGGUCGCCAGUGUGAGACUCUUGCGCCUUGCGGAAAUAACCCUUGCCAAAAUAAUGCAUCAUGUGUCAUAAAUGAUGGAAACUACGCUUGUCAGUGUCGUGCGCACUAUGAAGGCAGGAACUGCGAAAAGGUGCUACCUUGUGCCAGCUCACCUUGCAUUAGAGGAACAUGCUACAAUGCAAACAGUAGCACCUUUGUAUGUGCUUGUGAGACAGGAUUUACUGGUCUCACUUGUGACACAUCUAUCCCAGGCUGUAACAGUGCCACCUGUGUCAAUGGCCAAUGCCAGGAUCAAGGGGGACAAAUUGCAUGUGUGUGCUCUGCUGGCUUCACAGGACCUACUUGUGAAGACCAGUUACAGUCAUGUGCUAGCAGUCCUUGCCUUAAUAAUGGAACCUGUGAGAACAGAGAUUUGUUGUUCUCCUGCCAGUGUCCUGUGCCAUUCACAGGGACUCGCUGUGAGAGUAGAUUGCAACCAUGUGACAGUGGGCCAUGCUUCAAUGGGGGCACCUGUCAGAACACAGCCUCUUCCUAUCAAUGCCUCUGUCCAUCGGCAUUUACAGGUGGUCGUUGCGAGACUCGUGUUCUGCCCUGUGAUGUGACAGCAUGUCAAAAUGGUGGUACAUGCAUGAACAUAGGAGACUCCUUCAGAUGCCAGUGUGUCCCUGGUUUUACAGGUCCUCUGUGCGAGACAGUGGUAGACGCAUGUGUUGACAGACCUUGCCAGAAUGCAGGUGUCUGUGAGCCUGUUGGUGCAGAUUUUACUGCAUUUGUCAACCGCCACAUACAGGUCGGCUAUGUGACACUGUGAUCACAAGCUGUGACCCAAAUCCAUGUAAGGCGGGGGGCACCUGCCAGAGAGACAGCUAUGGAGUUUUCUGUGAAUGUCCUGCUGGAUACUUUGGGCUCUACUGUCAAUUUGCACAAAGUGGAGUGUGCUUCCCAAACCCCUGUGGAGGAGCUGACUGUUGGGUGCAGGGUGGGCAGGCUCUGUGUGAUUGUCGUACAGGAGCCAAGGCUCCUCCAUGUGAUGAGGCCAUCGUAAGCUGUAACCCUAAUCCGUGUAACCUGGGAUCAUGUUUGCGUAGUCUUGACACCGGAGCUAUUGAAUGUUCCUGUCCCCCUGGAUAUGUGGGUAACCUGUGUCAGAUAUUCGACCCAUGUGAGGAACAUUUUUUCUUUCCUUGAAUUCUUUCAUUCUUUACACUUUAUUACAUGUUAGUUACAUACUACCAGAUAUAUUUUGUUUUAUCAGAGUUAUUUUUUUUUUCAAUAUCUUAAUUACCAUUGCACUUUUUUUUACAGCAUGUAUAUCACAUUUUUAUCUCUCUUUUGCUUUAUUACUUAUUAUUACGAGUUUAUAAUAUGGAUAGGUAUGAUAUCAACCAACUGGAUGUUGUGGCUUUACAAUUGUUGAUAUUCUUUAGUUAGGGGGCAAAUCAGUAACUAGUAUUUUAGUAGUACAGUGCUCCAUCUAAACAAAUAUGAAUUAUUGUUUGUGCAUUGUAACCAGA
Liolophura sinensis is the source of this 8384-nucleotide messenger RNA. Its product is annotated as neurogenic locus notch homolog protein 1-like. Gene Ontology annotation, molecular function: calcium ion binding; protein binding. Gene Ontology annotation, biological process: establishment or maintenance of epithelial cell apical/basal polarity; heterophilic cell-cell adhesion. Gene Ontology annotation, cellular component: protein-containing complex; plasma membrane. The transcript has 17 exons. The coding region runs from base 2501 to 7681 and encodes 1726 amino acids. NCBI's taxonomy places the organism in Eukaryota, Metazoa, Mollusca, Polyplacophora, Chitonida, Chitonidae. The record is from RefSeq and is a predicted model, not a curated record.